CAGCGAGCUCGGUUAAUUCUCUGUCUCUCUGUCUCUCCCUCCUUUUCUUCUUGGAAUUUGAAAGAAAAGAAAUGCCGGUUAAUUCUCUUCUCCAAAGGAGGCGCCAGAGCACUAGCUGAUGGCUGUUGGUCUGGUCUGGACGUCUGGUCCACACUACAGCACUGAGCAGCAGUGAGCACCACCCACCCGCUCUUCUCUGUCUUGCUCCUAUAGUCCUAUCCAUCCACCUCCAUCCCUUUCCCCUGCAAAUCUGCAAUGCCGGCCGAUCUACUGAACAAUCCCUUUUGGACUUGAUUUUCAUGCAUUGCAAAUUUGCAAUCUUGCAACUGCUGCUGCUGCUGCCGGUGCUCAAGCUCAAGGUGGCUCAAAUGCCGCUGCUGAUUUCCCUCUUCCUCCUCCCGCUGCUGCUAGCUCCACCUCCCUCCGCCGCCUCUUCUUCUUCCUUCUCCCUCGACUUCUUCCCCGCCGCCGGCGCCGCCGCCCAGCUCGCCCUCUCCGGUGGAGCCAAUGCCACCGCCGCCGCCGUCUCCAUGCCCUCCCCGGGUGCCCGUGUCCAGUACAGGACCCCAAUCGUCUUCUCCUCCGCCCCCGGGCUAACCUUCUCCACAUACUUCGCCUUCGCCCUCCCCGCUACCGCUUCCUCCCUAGCCUUCUUCCUCACGCCCUCCGCCGCCACCCACGAGCCCCCGGCCCUCGCCGUCGUCUUCUCCGAGCACCGCAUCCGCGUCGACCUCGCCGGCCGCGCCGCCCGCCAGGCCAACUAUUCCCCCACUGCCACUGCCACCGCCACCCGCCACGCCUGGAUAGACUACAACGCCACCUCCGCCACGCUCCACGUCCGCCUCUCCGCCGCGACCACCAUCCACAACCACCCGACCCCGCCGCUGCUCUCCUGCCCGCUCGAUCUGUCCCCCGUCCUCCUCAGGGGGCCCGUCCUCGCCGGCUUCCGGACACCCUCCGGCAACUGCACCCUCUUCAGCUGGGCCUUCCACGCCGCUCCCUACCGGAUGCACUCCCAGCCGCUCAACCCCGCCAGCCUGCUCGCCACGCCGCCGCCCGACCGCGCCGACCGUCAUUACAGCCCCUGGGGGGCCGCCGUGUCCCUGCUCUUCGCGGCCGCGUGCGGCGCCAUGGUCACCUUCUUCGUGCUCUACCUCUGGUAUGCCGUGACGGCGCGCCGACCCGUCGCGCCGGUGGAGUACCCCAUGCACCCCUCCGACGUUGCCUACCAGAAGAUUGUGCUCGUCGGGGUCAAGGACGACUCUGCCACCACCGACGACGACGGCCACCCGCCUCCUGCCUCGGCUAACAAGUAACAAGUAGAUGAUGAUGAUGCUCCUUCUCGGCUCGUCCUCGUCCCCAAAAAAAAAGAAGAAGAGGAAAACUGUUUAGGACGGAGUUGCUGCCUAAAGUUGUAUAUGUUGGAGGAAAACUUUUUAUCUGCAUGUCUAUCAGUCUAUGUACCGUGUACGCAUCCAUGAUCCAUCUAUCCAUAUAUUCAUUUACUUAUUAUCACAA
Messenger RNA from Setaria italica (foxtail millet), 1518 nucleotides. RefSeq lists its product as uncharacterized. The coding region runs from base 300 to 1316 and encodes 338 amino acids. The record is from RefSeq and is a predicted model, not a curated record. The transcript has 2 exons. Gene Ontology annotation, molecular function: carbohydrate binding. Lineage: Eukaryota; Viridiplantae; Streptophyta; Magnoliopsida; Poales; Poaceae.